AUGACACUGCCCCUGCGAGUCUCUGUCCGAGCCCGGACUUUGGCCGACAUUUGUCCUCUCCCUGGACUCUCUCGCCGUCGAUAUUCGAGUCCAUGUGUCUCUGUGACUGGGUCUAAGCGACCCGAAUUUCACGACUACUUCGUCACUCGCCUGCCAUCGUCAUCCCUACACCCCGACCCUCGAGGCCCCCUCACCCCUUUCCAUAAAUUGCCUCGCGCCGCGUCGGUGCCUCAUACGGGCGAUUCGACCCAUUCCCCUACCACUAUUCAGCCUUUAGUCGAUCGGGAUACCACUGUCGUUCGCAUUCCGCUUCGCAAUGCGAAGCACCACUUUGGCGCCCACACAUCACGGGGCACGCGGCCGUCCAACGAGGAUACAUAUCAGGCCGGAGUCAUUGACAUUCCUGCGUUUGCGAAGCGGCCACCAGCAUCCUUGACAAUCAAAGCCGCAGGUAAUCCGGAUUCUGCGCCCCGUGAAAACCGGGGUGCCGACAAUGCGAAUGGAGACCCCCAAGUUUUUUACUUUGGCAUCUUCGACGGUCAUGGCGGAUCAGAAUGUAGCAACUUUCUGAAAGACACUCUGCACGAGGCCAUUCAAGAUACUGCGGCCGCAUUUGAGCUCCAAUCCAGUCUGCGGCGUGGGCCUCAGGGGCAGAUACCCAGAGGUGCGGACCCGUCCUCUGGCGAAUUGCCGAUCUUCCAAAGAGGCAAUUGCGAACGCGCCGCCAAGCUUGAGAAGAUUCUAUUGCAGAACUGGAGGACUCUCGUUGGGGGCUAUUUCAAGCGGUUCUCUCCCUCUCACUUUGCGCACACGCGCAGGGAGAGCUCUUCUGGUGUCACCAUCGAGGAGAUCUUGGAAUACGCCUUUCUGCGAACUGAUCUGGAAUUCGUCUCGGCGCAAGCCGCCAAGCAGGAUGACGAUCCCGCGCGUGUCAGCCAACCCAUGUAUCAAGAUGACAUCUUGUACGGUCCUGAAAACGGUCCGGCGCUGAACGUCGGUGGUACCAAUCGCUUCAAGGGCGGAAGCACAGCGAGUGUGGCCCUCAUCUCCACCCCCACGCCAGCUCCUUUCUGGCAUCCAGGAGCCCCGUCUAGUCUCCUCGUAUCACACGUUGGAGAUACUCGCAUCCUAUUGUGCUCGACUGAAACUGGCCAGGCGAUUCCCCUAACGUCCAACCACCAUCCCUCCUCGCCGAUUGAGGCCAGCCGGCUCCGUCGUUAUGCCACCACCUUUGUCACGGAUUCUUUCGGAGAGGAGCGCAUGAGUGGGCUGGCAAACACGCGAGCAUUUGGCGAUAUGCAAUCCAAACGCAUCGGUGUGUCGGCCGAGCCCGAAAUUCGUCGGGUGGAAAUGGGCCCAGCUGAAUAUUCCUUCUUGGUGCUGAUGUCGGACGGCAUCAGCGGCACGCUACCAGAUCAGGAAGUAGUAGAUAUCAUCAAGGAAGCCAAGACGCCAGACCAGGGGGCUCGUGAUGUUGUCAGCUUCGCAACUGAAGUGACGCGCGACGGGGAUAACGCCACCUGCCUGGUUGUUCGCUUAGGCGGCUGGGAACGUCGGCUGGAAGGUGGAUUAGGCAGUAUGGGCACGAAGGAGGCGCGCGAUUGGCGGCGACAAGAGGCAACCGAUCCUCGGCGGUCUCGACGAUGA
This is a messenger RNA of Aspergillus aculeatinus CBS 121060, 1647 nucleotides long. RefSeq names its product type 2C protein phosphatase PTC6 (gene ptcA). Gene Ontology annotation, biological process: protein dephosphorylation. The record is from RefSeq and is a predicted model, not a curated record. NCBI's taxonomy places the organism in Eukaryota, Fungi, Ascomycota, Eurotiomycetes, Eurotiales, Aspergillaceae. The transcript is spliced from 3 exons. Bases 1 to 1647 code for a protein of 548 amino acids. Gene Ontology annotation, molecular function: cation binding; protein serine/threonine phosphatase activity.